Messenger RNA from Rhincodon typus (whale shark), 1101 nucleotides. Its product is annotated as dauer larva development regulatory growth factor daf-7-like. The coding region runs from base 1 to 1101 and encodes 366 amino acids. The transcript is spliced from 2 exons. Lineage: Eukaryota; Metazoa; Chordata; Chondrichthyes; Orectolobiformes; Rhincodontidae. The record is from RefSeq and is a predicted model, not a curated record. Gene Ontology annotation, cellular component: extracellular region. Gene Ontology annotation, biological process: SMAD protein signal transduction. Gene Ontology annotation, molecular function: cytokine activity; growth factor activity.
AUGGCCCGGGUCUGGUUGCCGGUGGUGUUGCUGCUGGUCAGCCCGGGGCUAGCUCCCGGAGUCCAGGGAAAGCUCAGGAAAUGGGAGCAGCUGGAAGCUGUGAAAAGGAGCAUUCUGGAUUCCCUGGGACUGGCGCAGCCGCCGCUCAUCCGCCACCGAGCGAGCAAAGAGGAGGAACAGCACAUGCUCCGGCUCUUCCUUCGCCAGCACAGCUACAUCUACAGCCACCUGAACCGCUCCGCCGGCUCCCGGAGCUCCGUCCAGCGGCGGAUCCCUAUCAUGGUCGAAACACCCAGUUACAGCGGAGUGACUACACAAGAAGAGGGACAGUUUGCUGGGAAGUUCACCCUUGGUAUUGCCAGGUCUAAGCUCCUUCACCCGGGUUUAAAGGUGGUUCGUGCUGAAUUAAAAUUUCACAAACGUCUCCAAACUACCCAGCAUCUUGAAAAGUUAAAUUGCAGUUUUCGAAGGCAGGUGAAUGUUUACAGGAUAUUGGAGAGCAGGAAUCCAGGUGGAGAACAGUUACAGCUGAUCGAUUCCAGUGUCAUACACUCUGGGCCCAUCACUACGUUCACUCUCAAUGUUCAACCACUUAUUCAGCUCUGGGUAGACAGUGGACUGCAGCAAAUCCGAAUGCAGCUCGAACUAUACCCACUUCAGCCUGACAUGCUGCUGCUGAGCUUAACCACAGAUUUGAACAAGGAUCUGAGAUUGGAAAUUGAGACUGAGGAAGUACAAAGUAUAAGGAGAGCACGACGAGCAACAAGUUCAACUGAGGAUUGUCUCAGGAGACAGAAGAACUGCUGCAGAAAGUCUUUGCUGGUGUCAUUUAAAGAGAUUGGGUGGAAUGAUUGGAUCAGAGCACCAGAGUCCUACAACAUGUAUAACUGUGUUGGAUCCUGCCAUGCCAAUUACAAACCAGCCAACAUGCAUGCCAUGAUUAAAUCUGCCAUGCACAAGCUCUCUGGUGGAGCCAGACCAGCACUGUGCUGCAAUCCUGCUGCCUAUGAACCUAUGACACUGCUACACUAUAGCAGCGAGGGCAAGCUCACACUCACAGCCUUUGAUGACAUGAUUGUCACCAAUUGUCACUGCUCCUGA